AUGGGUGAGUCAAUUUCUCCAAAUGAUUUAAUUUUUGGUGGAGACUAUUGUGAAAGUGACAAGGAUAAAGAAUGCCUUGAGAAAGUUAUCGCAACUAUUAGCGCCAAUGAGGAAAAGGUGAGUUAUUAGAUAAAUCUAAACUGUAUUUAUCACAAUAAAAUAAAUAUUUUUCCUAGUUCAAAGUAUUCCACAAAAGCGAUUAUGAAAUUUACGAGAUUAUUUGUUUCAAUAUGUCACAAGUGUACAAUGAUAGUAUUCUGGAGUUAUAUCGAAAAGAUCCAUUCGCAUUUGCUCUGCUGAUUUCAACAUUUUUCGGACAGCAAACAUGUUUGGGAACAGAUCAGUGAGUGUGAGAUCAGAAAAUAUUCUAGAUGAUUGUGAAAAAAUUUUCAGAAUGGCUUUCACAUACGUCAAAUUUCCACUGCAUACCUCACUUCUUCUAUGUUAUGCGGCUCGAGAAAUGGAAAAACGGUUUUUGGAAAAGAUGAAGCUAGGAAGGAAAGAUAUGAUCGACUAGGAGAGUGAGUUAGAAAAAUUUUUUAAAAAUUUUCAAGCUGAAAAUUUUUUCUUUUGGAAAGAUUCCAUACGGAAGUUAACCUAAAUUUCAAGCACAGUGUGUAAAUCUCAAAUCGCUAGGCUUCAAACUUUUUCUCAGGUAUUGUCGAAGUUGAAAAGUAAAAAAUAAACAUUAGACGCGUGCGGCUGUGCGUCGCGUUCGAGAAACCGUUUCACGACCGCGACGCAUAGCCGCACGUGACUAACUAAGUGAAGUUUUGUCUUUUAGUCAUUGGGAAAGAACAGCACUUCGAAUAUUGGACGAACUCUACGAAUACAAUCCAGAAUACGCGACAAUCGCCCUAAAAAUCGAUUAUCGCGAAAAACUUCGAGAAAACAAUCACAAAAUGAGUGUGACCAGUGAAGUGAUAUCUCAAAAACGUAUCAGAUGGUAUCAAAAUUGUGUCAGAUGGUAUUCCGAUUAUCUGGAUUGUAAAUACAAUCAAAGUCGCGAGCUGAUGUCAAUCGCAUAUUUCGCAAAUGCCUCGCAAUUUUUAUCGCAUUACACAUGCCGUGAUAUUGUCAAUAAUCGCGCGAAUUCUAGGAAAUUGUGGUUGAAAUGGCUGUUCAACUUGAUAUUCCGACUAUUGUAUGUAGUAUUAUUCGCAAUUAUUUUAAUCUUUGGGAACCCGUGGCAUGAUACAAAAUCUGAAUCUGAAUCAAAAAUCUCUAAAAACACAUUGAUGGGUUUUUGGGUUUAUAUCAUGCUAUUUCUAUUGGCUCAAACUUUGGUAUCAUUUUUGAAACUUGUGGAUAAGGUAAUUGUAAGGUAAAACCACAAAUAUCCUAAAUUAUUUUUUAGAUUAAUGUGUAUCAAUUGAAUUACAAUAGUAAAACAACAUUCGAAAAAUUUCUACCCAAAAAAAGACAUUUAAAAUUUGUAAGUUGAAAAUCUUCCGAUCUUAAAAAUUGUUUUUGAUUUUUUUAGGCGAGACGAUAUUUAGAGCAGAACACAUUGUCAAUGUUCCGAAUGAUGCUAUUUGCUAUAUUAUUCAUUUUUGAAGCUAUUCGUUUAAUGUUAAAAGUUAUUCCAAGAAAAAGUGAAGGAUAUGAGUGAGUUAAAUUAUUUCCAAAGAUAAAUGUACCAUAAAAACUACCAGCGGAGAAAUCGGAUCCUUCGGAAUAUCAGACAUAUUUCUUCCACUUGUAUCCGAUUUUCUAUAUUGCAUUAUUUUCGCGAUUUCCGCCGUAACAACACUCCGAUAUUUUCAAACAACAUCAAUCGGAUUAUUCAUACGUGUUUUAAAAAAGAUGGUAAUUUAAGAGAGGCACAACAAAUUCCAACAAUAUAUUUUCAGUUGAAAACCGUUGGAAUGUUUGCGAUUAUAUUUCUAUUUUUCUGGCUGAUCUUGGCUAUUAUAGUUACAAGAUUGACGAAUAA
This is a messenger RNA of Caenorhabditis angaria, 1936 nucleotides long. The record is from the annotation of a GenBank genome assembly. NCBI's taxonomy places the organism in Eukaryota, Metazoa, Nematoda, Chromadorea, Rhabditida, Rhabditidae.